Molecule: messenger RNA, 1620 nt
Organism: Emericellopsis atlantica
Lineage: Eukaryota; Fungi; Ascomycota; Sordariomycetes; Hypocreales; Bionectriaceae
Product: chaperonin Cpn60/TCP-1 family
Exons: 3
Coding region: 1-1620 (539 amino acids)
Biological process (GO): protein folding
Cellular component (GO): chaperonin-containing T-complex
Molecular function (GO): ATP binding; ATP-dependent protein folding chaperone; ATP hydrolysis activity
Source: RefSeq, a predicted model, not a curated record
AUGAAGGAUGAGCAGGGACGUCCCUUCAUUGUCGUCAGAGAUCAGGGGAAGAAGAAGCGCCAGUUCGGAAACGAGGCCGUCAAGUCACACAUUCUAUCUGCACGCACAGUAGCAAACAUUGUGAAGACUUCCCUCGGACCCCGCGGUCUCGACAAGAUCCUCAUCUCCCCCGACGGGGAUAUCACGAUCACGAACGAUGGUGCCACAAUCUUGCAGCAAAUGGAAAUCAGCAACCACGUAGCCAAGCUGCUGGUCGAGCUCUCCAAGUCCCAGGAUGACGAGAUCGGUGAUGGCACAACAGGCGUAGUAGUCCUCGCCGGCGCUAUGCUCGAACAGGCUGCCGACUUGAUCGACAAAGGCAUCCACCCCAUCCGCAUUGCCGACGGCUACGAUCAGGCCUGCGACAUCGCAUGCGAAGAGCUCGACAAGAUCUCGGACGUAAUCGAUUUCACCAAGGAGGACACGGCCAACCUCGUCAAGGUUGCCCGCACAAGUUUGGGAAGCAAGAUUGUGUCAAAAGCCCACGAUCAAUUCGCCAACAUUGCCGUCGAUGCUGUGUUGAGUGUAGCUGAUCUUGAGCGCAAAGACGUUGACUUUGAGCUGAUCAAGGUUGACGGCAAGGUCGGCGGUGCGCUGGAGGACACUCUCCUGGUCAAGGGUGUGAUUGUCGACAAGGACUUUUCGCAUCCCCAGAUGCCCAACGAGGUCAAGGACGCCAAGAUUGCCAUCUUGACCUGCGCAUUUGAGCCGCCCAAGCCCAAGACCAAGCACCACCUUGAUAUUACCAGCGUCGAGGAGUUCAAGAAGCUCCAGAACUACGAGCGGGAGAAGUUCAUUGAGAUGAUCGACCAGAUCAAGGCAACCGGCGCCAACUUGGCCAUCUGCCAGUGGGGAUUCGAUGACGAGGCCAACCACUUGCUUCUACAGAACAAGCUCCCCGCCGUGCGGUGGGUUGGCGGCCCCGAAAUCGAGCUUAUUGCGAUUGCGACCAACGGCAGGAUCGUGCCCCGUUUCGAGGACCUCUCCGCCGAAAAGCUUGGCCGCGCCGGUACCGUCAGGGAGAUGACCUUUGGUACCACGCGAGAGAAGAUGCUGGUCAUCGAGGAGUGCGCCAACACACGAGCCGUCACCGUGUUCGUGCGUGGCAGCAACAAGAUGAUCAUCGACGAGGCCAAGCGCUCUCUCCACGACGCCCUUUGCGUGGUACGCAACCUUGUACGCGACAACCGUGUGGUGUACGGCGGUGGUGCUGCCGAGAUUGCUUGCUCGUUGGCGGUAGAGGACGCAGCGACCAAGACUCCUGGCCUGGAGCAAUACGCGAUGCGCGCCUUCUCCGAAGCGCUCGACCAGGUCCCCAUGGCUUUGGCGGAGAACAGCGGCCUGAACCCCAUCUCCACACUGGCGGAGGUCAAGAGUCAGCAGGUGAAGGCUGGACCUGAUGGCCGUGGAAAGCUGGGCGUGGACUGCAUGGGCCGCGGAAACAACGACAUGAAGGAUGCUUUCGUGAUCGACCCGCUGAUUGGCAAGAAGCAGCAGUUGCAGUUGGCGACGCAGUUGUGUCGCAUGGUGCUGAAGGUGAAUAAUGUCAUUGUGUCGGGGGCGGACGAAAACGACUUCUAG